GGAAGACUUUGUUUACCUGACAGUGAGAAUGGCGACAGGGAGGGGAGCCUUGUCUCUUCUCCAGAGUUACAGCUCCGAUAGCGAUGGUGACUCCGGCUACACCAGCGAGGAUGAGAAAAAGAGAAAGCACGAGUUCAGCAAUCCUCAUGAGCGUAAGAGUAAGAGGCGCAGAGCUGAGGAUGAGGAGGAAAUGGCGGUGGAUACCCCGUCAUCUUCGUGCCGUGCAGGACACCAGCCUGGAGCAGUGUCGUCCUGUGAGACCAUGAUGAGUGAUGGUUACCACCCUCGACCCACCGACCACACCAUGGACACUACCUCACACCAAGUGCACAGCAGGAGGUGGGUCAGGGUCCUGGGAACUAUACCUCUACCAAGUGAACUGUUAGUGUCAAGAGAGGGCCAUGUUGAUGACCCAAGGGAGCAUCAGGGAAGAGUCCGAUCAUUUCCCCAUGAACGGGGUAACUGGGCAUCAAUUUUAUAUGUCCCCUUGCAUCUAGGAAUAUACGGGCCAAGUUUUGCAUCUUUUAUGGCCUCAUUGGUUGCCACAUGUCAAGAGCAAAAUGUGAUACUUAACCCUUCAUCAGAUCUUCACAUAUCUCUAACACGAACGCUUAUACUUCAUCUUCACUGGAUUCAACCAUUAACAGAAGACCUCAGAGCAAGACUAAGCCAAAUUUCCAAAUUUUCUUUGUGGUUACAUGGUUUAAGUGUGUAUGUUAAUGAUGAGCAGACCCGAACGUUUUUGGGGCUGCGAGUGUGCCAUGGCCGUAAUGAGUUAGCAGACAUAGUAUCUGAGGUAGACAAGUGUCUAGUGGAAUACAGACUGCCACUCUUCUUUAAGGAUGGUUCUUUUCACGCAAGUGUUGCUUGGUGCACUGGUGAUGUUUCUGAAGAUCUGCGUCGCUUGCUGCCUCAGCUAGAGAAUGUCUGCAGCCAGUACUUCUCAGUGGAGACCGACAUGCGUACUUUUGAUGUUAGCUCUUUGAAUUUUAAAACGGGUAACAGAAUUCACACCAUACACCUUAAACAUGGAAAUUAGUGCAGUAUUAAUUAUUCAUUAAUAGAAUCUGGGUAAAUUAUCUUCAUUAAGUUUGUACAAAUAAUAAAUUAAUGUUAAUUUAAAAUGUUCAUUUUUUUUUUUUGAGUGGAGAUAGUUAUCUGUAUUUAUUAAUCUUGUAUUUAAGGACCAAGUAAAAAUCUUUCAGAGCAUAUUAUUACAUGAUAAAUUAAUUACAAAUGCCAACUCUGAAUAAGCAUGAGGAUGCUCUACCAAAGAACAAUUUGUCAGGGAAUACCUGAUCUACCUGAGUCAAGUCAGUGGCUUGAUGAGGAAACUUUGAUUUAUGAUCCUGGUACAAAAAUAGAAGCAUUGUAAAGGCAUUGGUAUGGAUGUCCAGGCAGAUUUUUAAUGCAUAUUCAGCUCCUCAGGGUCUAUAGUCAUAAGUCAGGGAGGGAACAUUUCCUAUAGACUGUAUUGAAGUUAGAGGACCUACUUAUUAUAAAGUGUAGAUUACAACAGAAUGCAUUCACAGUUAACCCAUGACUAGAAAAGAAAACUGACCAUUGUUUUGGUUAGUCCUGGAUGAUCACCAAGUUGAGUGAGGAAAAAAGGGGAAGAAUGUAGAAGUGAGGUCAGGUUGGGUCACUGGCAGGAGACCUCUGGGUUUUCCCCGUUUUCUUUAUCAUUAGCAAUUUAGUAGUGUUUCAGGACGGACCAAAACGUCAUCCAGUUUUCAUUUCUAUUUUUCUGGUUAAUCUUGAACUGUUCCAAUUAUGGUAUUGUAACUUAUUCUUGAACGUUGUGUUCACUGUUUCAGAGUUAAAAUAGCGCUGAAUGACCCAUGUGGGUUUAGCAUAGUGAAUAUUAUAAUAAUAGAGUGAAACAGCUAGUGCAAAUUACAUUUUGUUUAAACUAAUAUUAACUUUGAAGUACUAUACCAUAAUUGAUGCAAGGAAAGUAAUUUUGAUGUGGCUAACCAUUGAUAAAAUAAAAAAUAUUGUAUAGAAUAUAAGAUGGAUGACACCCUGUGCUUGAAGGAUUUUUUUAUACAUUUUUUUUUUUUUUUACAUGACUUGCAGUGUAUACUUGUGUAGAGGAUUUAGCAAAAACAGCACUUCUUACUGCUUUUAAAUUAGUGAAAAUUUUUACCUGUAGCCCUCCAAUACCUUGAAUCUAUUAAGAUGAUAUAUAUUGUAUUAGUAUGUGAGAUUCCUUCUUGCAAGGUGUAGUCUAUAUAUUGGUGCUGCAGAAUGUGGCAUUAGACAUGAAUAUUGUUAUUAGGCUUUGUUUAUAAAAGUUGACAUUCAUGGUACUGUAUGGAUUUGUUUGUUUCUGGUGAGACCUCUUCAAUUUGGUCCUUGUUAUAUUGUAUAUUUCCGUUUGGCCUGCAUCAUUUUUGCUUACAGUUGGUGCAUAGAUUCUAUUAAUAUAUUCACUAAAGUAUUUUCUUAAGUAUUGUUAUUCUACUUGGAGCCUUAUAUGAUGAGAUGAUAAAAUUGGUGUUAUGAGAAGUUUGGUGUCACGGAGCUAAUUGAACCUGUCAGGCAUACGACCCACCGGAUACAAAAAUUUAGGUUGUUUGCUGUACAGUAUCAGGUAUUUCGUGAGCAUUAUCUUGACAAGUUUAGUACUAGUUAAUAAUUUGCCUGAGCUUAUGACAGUAAUGAGAAUUACUGUAAUUGCUGUGAUGUCCAGAGCAAGGACAAGAUAUGCACCCUGACUCUAUUCCUUUCUAAUAUCUUUGUUUUUGUGCUAUAAUUUGUUUAGCACAAACUUGAGGAAUUUUGUACGAAUGUUUUUUACUCGUUUACCACGGUAAUACUAAGGGAGUAAUUUUUAUAUGGCUAGUAAUCUCUCAUUUGUGACUUUUUCUCUUUUUAACCAAAUUCACACUGCAGUCAUUGGCAAUCUGUAGGAGUACAGAAAGUAAAGAAAAUGUCUUGUUAACUAAUUUGCUUCACAUUUUCCUUUUCUUUUCACCUGUUUAGUCUUCCCUGUAUUGGUGUUUUCACUGUACCUGCUUGGAGUACUGUAACUCUUUUUACAGUGUGAAGAGCUUUAUUGUUGACAGUGUGCCCUUCAAAGAUGGGUGCCUCGAUGCUGAGAAGGGCUCUUGAUCCAAGGAAUUGAGAACUAUGAUUUCUUUCCUACCAUCAAAUCUGAUUACCUCCAAUUUCCUAGGUGCUAUAUUACCCCUUCAAGUUUAGUGCUUCCCCAUGAAUAAAAUCAUGUUGACAGUGUAAGCAGAUGGGUAUUGCUUCUGAUGACUGUUAAUUAAGUCAACAAGCAAAAUUCUUUGACAAAUGUUUGAUUUUUUUUUGUUUAAUUUUGUUUAGUCAUAAAAUAUUUUGUUCUUUUUAACACUUCAGCUAUCUCCCACCGUCUUACCAGAAGUGUGCUGAGAUUACAGUUCAGAUUACCCUCCAAACCUUAACAUCCCAAUCCCUCCUUCAGAUUCCACGCACUGUACUUCUCACCUCCAGGACUCAAGUCCAGUUAACUGGUUUCCCUGAAUCCCUUCAUAAAUGUUACCUUGUUCACGGUCUAAUAGCAAGUCAGAUUGUAAAAACCACUUGCUUCCACUCCUAGCUAAUAUGCUUACACAAGCCUGUUGGAUGUCCAAGCCCCCUAGCACUCAAAACCUUGUUUAUCCUCUUCAACCAUUCCUAGAAUGACCCCUACCUCUCCUUCCCUCAAUGAAAGAUUUAUAUGCCCUCAUAAUCUUAUUUUUCUCCAUCCUCUCUAAAUGUCCAAACCACCUUGGCAACCCAUCCUUAGUCCUCUCAAUAAUACUUUUGGUAACUCCAUACCACCACAACCACCACCACCACCUAAUCUCAAAACUCCGAAUUCUCUGCAUAAUAUUCACACUAUGUGUUAACCUCAAACACAACAUCUCCACUGCCUUCAGCCUCCUUCUCACUGCAACUUUCAAAACCAUGCUUCACAAAUAUACAGCAGCAUUGGUACCACUAUACUCUGGUACAUUCCCCUUUUUGCCCUCAUGGAUAAAAUUCUUUGUCUCCACAGAUACAUCAAUGCACCACCCACCUUUUUACCUUCACCAGUUCUAUGGUUCACCUUGUGUCUCAUAAACUAUCUGCCAACAAGCCCACUCCAAAAUAUCUGGACUCUGACUUCCUCCAUAUUCCUUUCAAUCUAAUAUCCAAAUGACAGACCAACUCCUAAAUAUCUGAACACACAUACUUCCUUCAUGCUCCCUCCAAUCUGAUAUCCAAUCUCUCAUUGCCUAUUAUUUUUCAUACUAUCAUCACCUUGCUCUUUCUUAUGUUCACUUUAUUUUGUUUUUUACAUACCUUCCCAAAUUUGUUUACCAACCUUUGUGACUUCUCUUCAGAAAAUAUAUGGCAAUCAAAUGUUGUGUGUGAGACCUUCUGCUGUGGUUGUUUACAUACUUUAUGAACUUUAAAUAAAAUUUUCUCAUUAUCACAACUUUUUAAAUAACAAUAAAAAUACAUAUUGUGCACUUUAAUAUAUUUUAAGUUUAUUCAUAAAAAUGUACUUUACUAUAAUAUUCACACUGGUCUAGUGCAAAUAUUGAGGUUAAAACUAUUUGAGUAUACCUUGUUCCUGAACUAGAGAGAAAACUCGAAAGGUUACCUAUGUUCAAGCUUGCAUGUGUACCUGGAGAGUGUUCUGGGGGUCAACACCCCCACAGUCCAGCCUUAAAAGAAUGAUGCCAACAGCAUUUGGUGUUCCCAGGCAGUCACCCAUCCAAGUAUUAACCAAACCCAACACUGCUUAACUUCACUGAUCAGACGAGAAGCAGUGUGUUCACCUUCAAUCUUUGAAAUGUAAAACAGUGCUGACUUUUCAGCAAUAGAUGUUAACUGAUGCAAAAUUAUCUCUGCACAGGAUUGCAUUGUAAUGAUUUAACGCUGUAAAAUUAAAAGAUAAUUUACAUUCA
Messenger RNA from Cherax quadricarinatus, 4928 nucleotides. RefSeq names its product U6 snRNA phosphodiesterase 1. NCBI's taxonomy places the organism in Eukaryota, Metazoa, Arthropoda, Malacostraca, Decapoda, Parastacidae. Gene Ontology annotation, cellular component: nucleus. Gene Ontology annotation, molecular function: 3'-5'-RNA exonuclease activity. The record is from RefSeq and is a predicted model, not a curated record. Gene Ontology annotation, biological process: U6 snRNA 3'-end processing.